Messenger RNA from Cladocopium goreaui, 1608 nucleotides. Lineage: Eukaryota; Dinophyceae; Suessiales; Symbiodiniaceae. The record is from the annotation of a GenBank genome assembly.
GCUAGCGACGAGACCUUGCCGAACCUCGUGAAGAAAGUGGUUGGGGUGCGAUCCACCCUGAAACGUUGGAGCCUGGCUGAAGACUUCGACAGCUGCUUGUGGGACAUCUUCGAACCAUGGUACCGAGAGCUGAAGACGGGCUCCCUGGAAAAACGCACGGCGGCGGCGGAGUUUGCGAUUGCCUAUACCGAGCAGCUAAAGAUCUCGGUGCCCAAGUGGCUCCUGGAUAAGGAUCAGGUGACGGUCCUUCGCUUGCUGAAAGAAGCGGUGGAGAGUGGCAAGGAACAGGCUCUCCGAGAGGCGGUGGUCGCAGCGAAGCAGACGGACUUCACAGGGGCGGACGAGAGCUUGUCCUCGGCACUGACCAGCAAGUACGAGGAGGCUUUAGGUAAGCUUCGGCACUUAAAGCGCUUGCCAUCGGGCUGGGAAGUGACUGACCUUGUUGGGGACGACGCCUCUAUGAAGAUGUUCAAGAAGGCCGAUCUGGACGAUCCCAGUCUGAAGGAGAAAUUUCAGCAACUCUUCGACAAGACCAUGAAGGCCAGCAUCGUGACGAGGGACCGGGCUGCUCGCGGCGCUGGCGAGAUGCCACGUGGCUACCGGGUGGAAAAGAUUGUCUCCGUCAUGAACGCUGAGAGUUGGAAGUCGUAUCAAGAACGACAAGACUUCAUCGCACGGGAUUGCCUGCGAUAUCCGGGUUGUGCUCCGAUGAGCGAUGCCGCGUGGGCGGAUUGGAGUGGCAAAGUUCACACCGCAGCCCAUGGCAACGCCAUUAUGGAAGGCGCGCACCUUCCGUCCCUGAACGCCGGGGCCAAUGAGUUCCUCAUGUUUCACGGCACCAAACCCGAGGCAGCUGAUCUCAUCGCGAUGAAUCAUUUCGACAUGGCCUUCGCGUGCAAAACUGGGCUCUUUGGUGCGGGGCUCUACUUUGCAGAGAACUCCUCCAAAAGUGAUGAGUAUGUCAAAGGAGAUCACAAAGGAUGGUAUCCGAUGAUUCUUUGCAGAGUGACCUUAGGGCGCGUCUACUACUGCGCCAACGUGGACCCCACCACAGAUCCGGGACGAGACAAGCUGGAAGCCGCGUGCACUGGCGGCGCGUACCACUGCGUCCUGGGAGAUCGAGUGAAAGCGCGUGGCACCUAUCGUGAAUAUGAUCAGGAACGCUCCAUGAAACACAUGGUGGAGGAGCGGGUUCAGCAAGAAUUGGAGACACUUCUUCGGUCGGAGCUGAUGAGGGCACAAGCGGCGAUGGAACAACGCGUCCGCCAGCGGGUCUGUGUGAUCUUUCGACAGGAGGUCGAAACGACCCUGCGGAAGAUGCAGGCGCAACUGGAUGACAUGGUGAAGGAGAACAAUUUGCUUCGGGAUGCCUUUGCCGAGGCCAAUUUGCGGUCCAAAUGCUUCUACUGGGCAUUAAACCCAGCAGCCUUGCAGACCUCCUCGGCCCUGCUCUGCGGAUUGCCUUCGAAGGUCCUGCUGUCCUUGCGGUGGCGGACCGCGCUGGCAGCGAGCCAUCCUGAGAUCUCAACGGAGCUUUGAAGGGCAGCGAAAGACGCGACCCAAAAGACGGUGUGCGAAGGGAAACACCUGGGCAAAAACCUGGGCAAA